CACACACCACAACAUUCUGCCACGUGGCAGAUAUCUAAUCCAUAGAACACACUAUUUCCACAUGCCCCUUCCCUCAUCCUCACUUCAUAUCUCACCACCUCUCCUUCCUCAUUCCUCUCCAACUACCACCACCACCAUGGCAGCCGCAACCACCACCCUCACCGGCACCAUGGCCAGCACCUCCUUCCUCCGCCCCCAACCCACCACCUCCAUGAAACCAUCCGUCAUGUUCGGCCUCAAGUCCUCUAACCGCGGUGGAGUGACCAUGAUGGCCACCUACAAGGUCACCCUGAUCACACCCGAAGGAAAGACUGAGUUCGACUGCGCUGAUGAUACCUACAUUCUUGACCAUUGUGAAGAUGCUGGUAUUGAUUUACCAUACUCAUGCAGGGCCGGUUCUUGCUCCUCAUGCACAGGAAAAGUUAUCUCCGGCACCGUUGACCAGUCUGACCAGAGUUUUCUUGAUGAUGACCAGAUUGAAGCUGGGUGGGUGCUCACUUGUGUGGCUUAUCCAACUAGUGAUGUUGUUAUCGAGACCCACAAGGAGGAGGAGAUGACUGGUUAACUUUUUUUUUUUAUAGAUUUGUAUUGAAGAUGAAUUGAAUGAAUGCCUUUACAUUAAGUCAGUUUUCAUCGAAAUGUUAAAUUUUGUUAUGUUUUAAUAUAUUAUUAUGUUUUCAUU
Helianthus annuus (common sunflower) is the source of this 682-nucleotide messenger RNA. RefSeq names its product ferredoxin. Gene Ontology annotation, molecular function: 2 iron, 2 sulfur cluster binding; electron transfer activity. Gene Ontology annotation, biological process: electron transport chain. Gene Ontology annotation, cellular component: chloroplast. The coding region runs from base 62 to 565 and encodes 167 amino acids. The record is from RefSeq and is a predicted model, not a curated record. Lineage: Eukaryota; Viridiplantae; Streptophyta; Magnoliopsida; Asterales; Asteraceae. The transcript has a single exon.